CAGGUGUCUCUCCCUGGAGAAGGCUGCAUAGCCCCUCGGCAUCAUGUGUGUUACGCUAGCAGAUGUUCACUUGCUCUUCAUGCUGCCUCUGAGACAGACCUUCUCUGAUUCUUUCAGCACUCUUAGCCAUGACACACACAACAAUACAGCUACGUUUCUGCUGGCUGCAGCUGCUCUUGUAACACACCAAGACGGGAUUUCAAAUAUAGAGGAAAAUGGGAGGAUGGCUGCAGCAUUUCCUUCACUGUUUCAGCAACAGAUUGGAAGAAGCUGAGAGUUUCUGUGACUGGAAAACCACAUUCUGAAUUGUGACGGGCUUUGAACUUCCCAGCCCCAAAAAACCCACAUUUGAUUUCUUUUCUCCGCAGGAGGGGGCGGGUUACCAUGAAGACAAACCGAAGAUGCAGAGCCCUCCUAGCAGUGAGUCUGAACCUGAUGGCUCUCCUCUUCUCCACCACAGCCUUUAUCACAACCCACUGGUGUGAAGGGACUCAGAGGGUCCCCAAGCCAAACUGUGGGAAAGACAAGAAGACAAAUUGCCUCAACUACAGUGGGAAUGAGACGGCCAAUGAGACAAACCAGAACGUGGUGCACUAUAGCUGGGAGACGGGGGAUGACCGCUUUCUCUUCCGGUAUUUCCACACUGGGAUCUGGUACUCCUGUGAGGAAAAUAUCAAUGCUGCUGGUGAAAAAUGUCGAAGUUUUAUUGACCUUGCCCCGGCUUCUGAGAAAGGUGUCCUGUGGCUAUCGGUCGUGUCUGAAGUGUUGUACAUCACGCUGUUAGUCGUUGGGUUCAGCCUCAUGUGCCUAGAGCUCUUCCAUUCGAGUAAUGUGAUAGAUGGGCUCAAGCUAAAUGCCUUUGCUGCUGUCUUCACUGUGCUGUCAGGUCUCUUGGGGAUGGUGGCUCAUAUGAUGUACACCCAAGUUUUCCAAGUGACAGUCAGCCUCGGACCAGAAGAUUGGAGACCACAUUCAUGGGACUAUGGCUGGUCCUUCUGUCUGGCGUGGGGUUCUUUCACCUGCUGCAUGGCUGCCUCAGUCACUACAUUGAACUCUUACACUAAGACUGUAAUUGAGUUCAGACACAAGCGCAAAAUCUUUGAACAGGGCUUUCGAGAGGAGCAGACCUUCCUAGACCAGGAGGCAAUCAAGUACUUCAGAGAAAGGCAAUGGGACUGGACCAGCGACAACAGCUCCAGCCCAUCUCAACUAACUCCUUCUCUGUUUCCCACAAAAGGGCAAUGAUUGAAGACUGUCAAACAAGGGUUUGUUUCCUUCUAAUGACUCGCCCGCUAAGGGGAAAGGGAACCUGGCGUAAGAUUACAAUGAAAGCCUAAUACUUUACAUUUCAAAUGCUUGAACUGUUUUUCCUUCUUUUCUGCAUGUUUACUAAAAGGCUAAAAGAAUAUUUAAUGAUGUGUUUGCCAUGAUACUAGGCAGGCGGAGGUAUCUGUAUACUGAAUCUUGUUUAAUACUGUUUAAUGUUGGACAGUGACAGGGUCUUGUUAACACCUGUGGGCCCAUAUAUGGAACAAUCUACCAAGGUCGUGAUGGAUUCUCCUUCACUGACAAUUUUUAACUCACGAUUGGAUGUUUUUCUAAAAGAGCUGCUCUGGGAAUUAUUGUGGGGCAGUUCUCUGGCCUGUUAGACUAGAUGAUCACAAUGGUCCCUUCUGGCCUUGGAAUCUACGAAUGCCAUCUAAAUUAAUGCAACAGUCCCCACAACACGUUGCUCACAAUCUAGGUCAGAGUUGGGGUGGGUGGAGGAGACAAGAUAACAAUAGUGUAAGCAAUGUGUAACAGAGAACCCAAGGUCCAGCUGGUCCCUGACCUACCCAGUAUCUGAUGGGAGGGACCUUUAAGCAUCAUGGCAUAGAUAGGUUUCAAAGAGAGAUUUAAAGGCAAAAUGGCAUGAUACUACCACUGACAUAUCAUGAAAUAAUGUAAACUUAUAAAAAGGCCAAAAUAAAUUCUAAAUGAAAUUUUGAAAUUCAAAAUUUUUUUUUGAAAGCUAAACAAAAAUCCUGAAAACUUGCAAAAGGAAAAUGUUUUAAAAUGAAUUCUCUGCUUGUUUCAAAAUAAUGAUUUUCCUGGGAAUUUUUUGUUGCAAUAGAGACAUUUUUCAAUUUUUUUUUAACUUAGACGAAAACCAGCACUGUCCAUCGAAAAAACAUUUAGAUGGAAAAUUUCUAACCAGCUCUAGUGAGGCCUCCCCAACUCCUGUGUUGGCUAAGGCCCCAGGCACUUGCUCAGUCGCAGCUGCGGAGGGAAUGCUGCAGUUAAUGCUGCUGAUAUAGUUCCUGCCUGAGCAGUGUCUGGUGUCAUGGAGCACAGCCAGUCCCCUGCUCUAUGCCCUCCCAUGGAGCCCUCUCUGUAAAGACAUGCUGGUGCUCAGGCUCCCAAAAGUUCCCUCUGCCUGUGGCUACGGUGGAGACAAUCCAAGGCUAUGACAGUGUCCAAAGGAGCUAAGGAACUUUGCACCGGGUGUACCACAGUGAUGGUUGUAGCUGUUGUACCCUGUCUAUUUAAAAACCUUUAUUUUGUUGGCUCCCUGUGCAGAAGGGGAGCGCAUAUAUUGCAGAGGGCCCAGUCACUCAUUACUGUGGAAAUGCCCAUGGGUGAGGGUUCUGAGAAGGGUUCGGGCCGUUUCCUUGGCAAUGUUUUCCAAAAUCACCCGGCAUUGGGGAGGGAAUGUGGAAACUUGCUUCCCCCACUGUGAAGCACAUAGUGGGUCCACCGCAAACUCCAAGAGGGCCCAGCUCCAAGAGUUUAAUACCUUUUCCUGCAUGACAUUGGGACAUUUUGCAAGUUAGACUGUUAAUAAGAAAUUAAUGUAUCAUUUUUAAUGGUGCCCGGCUGGCUCAGAGGAGAAUGGGCAGCAUUUCUAUGGCUGAUCAUUCAGAAAUGCAGAGCUUAUUUGGAUGCUAGUAUCCAUUACUCCAGGCCUAUUUUGAAAGCAGUUUUAAUAGAUGUAUUUCAGUACUAUCCACUGUCAUGUUACUCAGCAGCUAUCCUCCGGUUACCUAGCCUUGCAAAAUACAACACUCAACUCUAUCUACCAAUGUCUGUAGUAUCUGAGCACCUCACAAACAUUAAUGACAAUGUCUUCAACACCCCAGUGGGGAGGGAAAUAUUAUCUUCACUUCACCAAUGAAGAACUGAAGUACAGUGCAACUUGACAUAAAUAAGUGGUAUAAAUUAGGGAAGCUUUUUAACAAGCGCCUUACCAAUAAUUGUCAUUCUGUUAAACUCCAGUUCUCCAAGACCUUCAGAGGGCUUGUCUGCACAGUGAUUUAAUGCGCGACAAGCCAGCGAGUGAUUCUACAGUGCACUAGCAUGCUAUGCACUCACUGCUCA
Malaclemys terrapin pileata is the source of this 3357-nucleotide messenger RNA. It is a transcript of the gene GSG1L, whose product is annotated as GSG1 like. The transcript is spliced from 6 exons. Gene Ontology annotation, cellular component: plasma membrane. Lineage: Eukaryota; Metazoa; Chordata; Testudines; Emydidae. The coding region runs from base 385 to 1245 and encodes 286 amino acids. Gene Ontology annotation, molecular function: DNA binding. The record is from RefSeq and is a predicted model, not a curated record.